UUCAGAUAGCACGUUUGUUUUGAUGUUAAAUUAUGAAAAAAACACCACAGAAGUCGGGAAGUCUAAACUUAAAUACUUCCUUGACGCCAGUUUACUUUCGGGACAGUCAGUCACCCAGAGCUCAAUCAAAUGAUGACUCCAACUUGGCCGUUUGCAGAACACGACUAGAAACCCUUGUCAAAAAUCUGCAGGAUAAUUAUGCCAAGUGGCAGCUUGCCCAGCAACGUGGCUCAACACUUUGCUAUGCCAUAGAAGCAAAGAAGACACGUUGCUUGGAAGCAACUGCCAGUGAUACGAGUUCUUACCCAGAUGAGUUGAAAAUGCCUUGCGAUAAAUUAGCUGUAAUAGCGUCCAUUUUUGUGGAUAUUGCCAAUAAUACCAGAGAGACAUUGCGACAACUGCGCGCGCUGCAAAAGUUACCCGGAACCUCCGCAGAAGUCAUAUUUUAUCGAUCUUGGCGGCUGCGACAGUUUGUGGCAUUUGCCCAGGAGCUGUUGCAACGCUACGAUUUGGAGACGGCCGUCAAACAGCAAGUGAUGGAAAACAUACCCCAUUGCACUCAAAGAAGCGAACUAAUUGCAUUCACAACUGCUUGGGAAUUCCCUGAACAUGUUAAUGACUACGUAAAGCUUGGUUUUCUGCUACUUGCAGAGGAGGUAAAGACUAAGUAAUAGACUGACUAAAUAUAUAAUUCAAUAACCCAUUUAUUUAAGAAUGCAUUUGUUUUAUUUUUCCAAGUAUAAUAUAGAUAACAUAUUCAACUACAUGUA
Molecule: messenger RNA, 770 nt
Organism: Scaptodrosophila lebanonensis
Lineage: Eukaryota; Metazoa; Arthropoda; Insecta; Diptera; Drosophilidae
Exons: 3
Coding region: 33-671 (212 amino acids)
Source: RefSeq, a predicted model, not a curated record